AUGCUUUCCCAUCUCUCCGUCCGCCUUCUUCAAUCAAGAUGUGCAUCCACGAAGACUACCAAGAAGUGCACCGGCGCCUCCACUCAGAUCUCGACCACCGUGAGAGAGGAGUUGGUGGCGGGCAAGUGCAGGGCAAUAAAGUCGGUGAAUCAAACUAAUCUGAUGGCGAAAAAACUUUGCAUCAACAAAGUGAUCCAGAGCCAGUGCUAUCCCGGCCGUAAGACAUAUACCAAGACGAUUUUGGCAGCGCAGAUGGAGAACUGCAGGUGUGGCAAGCCUAUUAGAAAGACUCAGGUGUGCGACUGCGCCUGCCCCAAAGUUGGCGUGUUCACGCAAUGUCUACCAACUGGGCAGAUUGUUGUGACCACUAUCAAAGCAAAUAACACAGGGUGCCGCUGUUCCAUCAAUAAAAUGAUCUCCAAAUCCAUGCCUGUUUGCCCGCCAACCAGUCCAAUACCUCAAGUGUCAGAGUGUCGUGAGACUGCCGGGAAGCCGCUUCAAACUGUGACCAGACAAAAGGCUGUGAUUGAUCGCAAAAAGUGUACUUGUAGUCUGCAGCUGGUGAGGCAGAUGAGGCCAUGUGUGUUGCAGGCGAAGCGAGAGGUGAAGAAACGAUGCCUUCGUGGCUCUUUGAUGGAGACGUUGACGACGGAGCUGGAGUACGUGGCAAGCAAGAACAAGACGAUUCGCGUUCCCGUGAGACGAGAGGUGUCCACCAUCACAUGUGGCCGGCCGGAGGCCUUCUCCUCCUGCGUGUCAGCCUCUGGUGCAGGCGUGUUGACCGAGCGCAGUUACACCCUGUCGAAUUGUACAUGCGUCGCCCGGUUGGAGAGGAAAGCGAUCAAGUGCGCCUGCAAUCCGCUACCGCGGAUCGUCAACGUGUCCGAAUGCAACCAAAAAACAUGUCGAAUACAAACGACCUACGUGAAAGAGGCCAUGGACGCGACGGGCAAGUGUCGCAGGUUGGAGUACAGCAGCGUCAAGAGUUGCUGUUGCCUUCCGGACAGAAAGGAGCAACGCUGUUCGGUCGCCGGCGACCGACUCAUCGUCCAGCACACAAGCUACUCCCUCGGCAAGGCCGACACAUGCUCCCGGCAUCUAGUGACCACAUGGACGCGGGUCGUCUGCCCGGAACGUCUGCUCCCCGAGGAGCACUGUGACCCGGCAACACGACGCCUCAGUCGUACGACGAGUCAACUGCGUGCGAGACGAUGCAAUUGUACCAAAGUGUUGCUACACCAGAGCACAAGUGAGUGCGGUUGCCGGGCGCCCGAGGUUUGGCGUUUCUGCGACAAGGUCAACUGGAGAAUUGUGCUACACGAGACGGUGUAUCGCUUGACGGCCGGUCGGUGCCAGAAGAAGAGCACUCAGCGCAUCAAGCCCGUGUCAUGUCGGAGUGACGAACCAAAACGGGUGAAGGAGGUCUGCGAUCCGCUGACCGGACAGUCUCGGAUUCAGAUCACGGAAACCGUGGUCUCGCUUGACGAUGGCUGUCGUUGCGUCAAAGAGCGUCGAGUGCGCUGGCUACCGCAGACUGGCUGUUCAUGCGUCCGGCCCAAGCAAGCAGAGACGACAAAGUGUAGCAACGGCCAACUUUUGGUGACCAGAAACCGGUCCGUCCUGGUCGGUGGCCGGUGCCAGACACAACAGAUCACCGAAAGCCGGCCCAUCGUCUGUAAUCCGAACCUCUGGACACUCCAGCCUCCCGCCAAAUCUAGCGCCAACGCCAGUCGUUGCGGAAUUCAGGUCUUCAUAAGGUCGGUGCCUCGGAAUUGCAAAUGCGUCCGGCAGGUGAGGACGCAAAAAUGCGACUGUUCAUGUCGCCUGACACCGAAACCGCAACGAAGCUGUGCCAGAAACGGACUUGUCUGGCUGGAGCGUCAAUAUUUCCCGCGAAUGGAGAACUGUCGUUGUCUCAAUAUCUUUAAGGACGUUGUGAAGCCGAUUGUCUGUCCACGAGCCACGGUUGUUGUGAGCGACUGUGAGGCGAAAUCCUGCAAUAGAAUUACAACCUCGGUCACCUAUUCCGUGGAGAACUGCACCUGCAUACCGGUAACCCGGACAGUUGUCGCCAAGUGCUGCUGUCCCAAAGGUGACGUCAAGACGACCUGCCUUAAUAAUCUCGGCCUCAUCGAGACGGUUGUCAAAACGCCGAAGUUGGAUGGCGGCAAAUGUGUAGAGCAGACGACACGAAGACAGAUGCGAUUCAACUGCGACCGACUCAACGCCAACUCGGCUGGGUGUCAGCCCAUCGGAGUCUGUGACGCAAAAACUGGAACGCAAUCAUACAGGUGUAAGAAAUUCACACGUGUCGGCUGUAAAUGUCGGCCAAGCUCGGUGAUCAAACCAGGAUUAUGCCGUAAGUCGUAUCGAGUUAACCGAGUGCUCCAAGUUUUUUCCAAUCAUGCUAUUGUCAAGAUUGACCAUUGA
Molecule: messenger RNA, 2430 nt
Organism: Protopolystoma xenopodis
Lineage: Eukaryota; Metazoa; Platyhelminthes; Monogenea; Polystomatidea; Polystomatidae
Source: the annotation of a GenBank genome assembly